UGAUUUUGUCACUAGCCUCCGCAAUUUGCAUACCUUAGAUGUCAGUUCCUGUAAAAAUUUGAAAGCAUUGCCCGAGUAUGUGGCAGGUCUUAGGAAUUUGAGAAUUUUUAAUUUCAAGAACUGCCCGUUUCUAGGAGCAUUACCCAAAGAUUUUGGAGCUUUAACUCAGUUAAGAUCCCUUAACUUAGAUGGUACUCAGAUCAAAGUACUACCAGAGUCUUGCAUUUACCUCAGAAAUCUUGAGUAUGUGCAUCUUUUCCAGUGUGAGCUUCCCAAUGAGGUGACGAAUUGGGUGAAACUGAGAAAGUUUAACUACGCAAACAACAAAACACCAAUGGGUAUAGGGAAACUAACUUGGUUGCAAGAAUUGAUGUACGAUGUGCGGGAAAAAGUCAGCAACAACGAUCCGGAAUGUAAUGAUGGUAUUGAAGAGUUAGCAAACCUGAACUUUCUUGAGAUGCUGAGCAUCACGAAUCUCCAGAACGUGAAUGACCCGGUUGAUGCUGAGAGAGCAAAUUUGAAAGGAAAACAGAAUCUUUAUCAAUUGGAACUAUAUUGGCAAUGCGGCGAAACAGAAGAAGAUUUGAGCAAGAGGUGGUGGGAUGAGAAGUCAUGUAAUUUUCAAGUAUUUGAAGCUCUCCAACCUCCCUCGAGUUUGACAUAUUUACAGAUACAGAAAUUCAUGGGGCGUGAACUUCCCGCCUGGAUGUGUGAUCCGUCGGGUUCUCUUGUUAAUUUGGAACAUUUGGUACUGCAAAACUGCAAAGGCAUGAAACAACUCCCAGCAGCUAUUCGGGAGCUGCCACGUCUGUGGCGUCUUGAGCUUGAAGGAAUGUCUAUGAGGAGUUUAAACAUCGGAGGAUUUCCUUCCUUGACUAGACUCGAUCUUACUGAUAUGUUGGCUCUAGAAGAAUUAAGAGAUUCACAUCCUUCAUGUCUUCGGGAUCUGAACAUUAACGGAUGCAAAAGUUUAAGAGAAAUCCCUGCGCUUCCUCGUCUGAUGAGUUUGGUACUAGAAAAGGUAAGCAACAACUUAGUAAGCUCGGUUGGUAGAAGCCAGACAUCUCUGACGCAGCUAUUUCUGGAGAACAUUGAAGAGCUUAUAUACUUCCCGUUAAGCAUACUCGUAAACAACUGCAAUCUUCGAAUUCUGCAAGUUGAAACGUGCAAUCAGUUCGAAGGCUUUGCUAUAAAUGAUGAUGAGAAUGAGAGUGUGGCUCCUCUGCUUGCCCCUGAGCACUACAGCGGUUUUCAGAAUUUGGAACUCAUUGGUUGCCCGGUUCUUAAGUUUCUUCCAGAUUUACGAGGAUGGACUUCUCUUGAGAGAUUGGUCAUCUUCAAUUGCCCUCAAGUUGAGGAGUCUUUAACCUAUGAUCUCAAAUCCAUCUCCUUUCUUAAACUACUGUUUGUUGAUUAUAUUCAAGAACGCGAGCAGCAGCGAGGAUAUCCAUUGCUUUACACUGAUUUGAUUAGUUUGGUGGAUUACUAGGUGUCUCAUAUCAUCACUGAGCUGAUUAACGACGAUAUUUCCUCAUCCCAAAUGUCUUGCGGGGAAGUUUACUCAAACGAGGUCUAGCGAGAAUAUGCUUGCAGGUGUGUUUCACUUGAGAAGAAGCGGAUCUGAUUAAGCCGGAGCCUAGUUUGGGUAGAAAAGAAGAGCAUAUUGGUCACUUGAAGGAUGCGAAAUGAAAUAAUUAUGACAAUUGGUUGGCUCUACAAAUUUCAAGGGUUUGCAAUGCAACCCUAUAUGGCUUAGUUUUAUCCUUGAAACUUUUAAAGCUUAUAAAUAUUGGCAGCAAUUUAAAUUGAUCCUAAUAAUGAAAUGUAUAACAUGAUUAUCGAGCGUGAACGUCGAGAUAGGGCGACUACGGUUGUUCGUGUUUGGCUUCCA
Papaver somniferum (opium poppy) is the source of this 1891-nucleotide messenger RNA. RefSeq names its product putative disease resistance protein RGA3. The record is from RefSeq and is a predicted model, not a curated record. Bases 335 to 1489 code for a protein of 384 amino acids. Lineage: Eukaryota; Viridiplantae; Streptophyta; Magnoliopsida; Ranunculales; Papaveraceae. The transcript has 3 exons.